AUGCAGGCGCGGUACUCGGUGUCCAGCCCCAACUCCCUGGGUGUCGUGCCGUAUCUGGGAGCGGAGCAAGGCUACUACAGAGCAGCUGCUGCUGCGGCGGCCGCUGGCGGGGGCUACACUGGCAUGCCUGCCCCAAUGAGCAUGUACUCCCACCCGGCUCAUGAACAGUACCAGGCUGGCAUGGCCAGAGCCUAUGGGCCCUACACCCCCCAACCUCAGCCGAAGGACAUGGUGAAGCCCCCCUACAGUUACAUCGCCCUGAUCACCAUGGCCAUCCAGAACGCCCCAGACAAGAAGAUCACCCUGAAUGGCAUCUAUCAGUUCAUCAUGGAGAGGUUCCCCUUCUACAGGGACAACAAGCAAGGCUGGCAGAACAGCAUCAGACAUAACCUGUCCCUCAUUUUUUUUGAGUGCUUUGUCAAGGUGCCCAGGGACGACAAGAAACCAGGCAAGGGCAGUUACUGGACUUUGGACCCAGACUCCUACAACAUGUUUGAGAAUGGCAGCUUCCUGAGGAGGAGGAGAAGGUUCAAGAAAAAAGAUGUGGUCAAAGAUGGGGCCAAAGAUCAGUCCCAGCGGCAGGCUCAGCCAAGUCAAGGGGAGCAAGACAGCAGCAACCAGCCAAUCAGGAUCCAGGAUAUAAAGACCGAGAAUGGGACCUCUUCUCCUCCCCAGGCCAUGUCACCUGCCCUCAGUGCGGUGCCUAAGAUAGAGAGCCCUGACAGCAGCAGUAUGUCCAGUGAGUCCCACCACCCUCACCAACAGCACCACAACCAGGGCUUCAGUGUGGACAACAUCAUGACCUCCCUUAGAGGAUCUCCCCAAGGUUCUGGAGAACUAGCCACCAGUCUGAUCGCCUCUUCCAGGACAGGGAUCGCCCCUUCUCUCUCACUAAGCUAUUCUCCAGGCCAGAGCACCAGUGCUGCAGGCUCCACAGGGACCUAUCAUUGUAACAUGCAAGCCAUGAGUCUAUAUUCAGGGGACAGGUCUGCAGUGGAAGAGACAUUACCUGAUUAUUCCAUCACCACCACCACCACCUCUGCUCUCAGCCAUGGCAGCCUGAGCACUGGACAGGACCAUCCACACCAAGGCAGGCUCCCCUCAUGGUACUUGAAUCAGUCGGGGGAUCUGGGCCACCUAACUGGGGCCACCUACCCAGGACAGCAGCAGAACUUCCACUCUGUGCGAGAGAUGUUCGAAUCACAGAGAAUUGGUUUAAAAACAGCUCCCCAGUGA
This is a messenger RNA of Staurois parvus, 1236 nucleotides long. Lineage: Eukaryota; Metazoa; Chordata; Amphibia; Anura; Ranidae. The record is from the annotation of a GenBank genome assembly.